Molecule: messenger RNA, 869 nt
Organism: Drosophila persimilis
Lineage: Eukaryota; Metazoa; Arthropoda; Insecta; Diptera; Drosophilidae
Exons: 1
Coding region: 1-846 (281 amino acids)
Source: RefSeq, a predicted model, not a curated record
AUGAAUCCACCGAAACUUCACCUGUUUUGCCUGCUUGUCCUGGCCGUGAGCCUGACCAGAGCCCUGGGAGCUCAUCCCAGUCCUGAGGAGGCCCAGGAGGAUAUGGCCCGGUUCAUGAGGGUCCUUCGUCCCUCCAGUCGAUUCAACGACGUGCUAGGCAACUCGAAGGCCCUGAUCAACUACCAGGACUAUGGGUUCAGCGGCAUCCGGGGCAUCUUCCAGUGGAUGGCUGGCGAGGACAAACGCAACGACGGCAUCUACAACUUCCUGCAAUUCUUCUCCGACCAGGCCGGCGGCUACAUCGGACUGCAGAACUACGACAGGAGCUCCAAGUACACGGUACUCUUCUCCGUCUGGGAUGCCACUGGCGCCGAGCCGGGGCAGAACUUCGACUGUUCCACCUUCGGGGGAGAGGGCAUAGGUUACAAGUGCUUCGACUACGACUUCGAUCUCAUCAGCAACGCCAUAUACUAUCUGGACGUGGAAAUCGAUGGCCCUAGCAUUCGAGGCUACAUCUCCGAGCCCCAGGAAGACCUUGGCGGGGCGACAAACCCUCAAGUGCCGCGCCAGCUGAUCGGCAACAUCACUUGGCCUGGGAAGCAGUCGAAUCUGAUACCCUUUGCCUACUACAACGAGAACUACCGGGACAAGGAGUCCUGCCAGAGAGCCUUCGAGCUGGUCACAGUCAACCAGGCUCCCAGGCAGUACACCGCCAGAGGACAGGCCGCAACGUCGUUCAGCGAGGCCUAUCUCUACAGUUCCCAGUGCGAAGUGGAGAACAUACUGGUGGCCCUGACAGCGGACAAACAGAGCACGAUCUACUUCACCCGGCCAACGAUCAGAUAAGAUAAGAUAUGUACGAAUUUGAU